This is a messenger RNA of Phytophthora infestans T30-4, 735 nucleotides long. RefSeq lists its product as uncharacterized. The coding region runs from base 1 to 735 and encodes 244 amino acids. The record is from RefSeq and is a predicted model, not a curated record. Lineage: Eukaryota; Oomycota; Peronosporomycetes; Peronosporales; Peronosporaceae. The transcript is spliced from 5 exons.
AUGGAGAAGCAGAGCGACCAUUGUGUUCCUCACAUGCUGCACGUGGUAUCGUGCCUCUCGCUCCCCCGCUCUGUUACGAUGGAUAACACACCCGUUGCAGCCUUUGGCGAAGGUGUGGAGACAGCGGAUACAGCACCUUGGGCUGUCAAUGCCCUUGGUUCUCCUGGCGACGGGCCUCCGCCACUACCGUUAAGGGGGACUGCAAUCUUGAUCACACGGGUUGGAGAACCUUUAGGGAGGGCACGUGGUGGAUGGCGAAGUAAUGUGGAAUUUGAUAUUGGCGAAGGAUACGCGGUGUUUAAGGAAAAGUGCAUCGCAAGAUAUGAAGCUCUAAUUGCUGGACCAGAGGCACCGAAAAAACCGCUUGCUCUACCGGGAGAUGUAUCCAUCUACUUCAAGCGAACCAAGAACGACCCUCAGGCAAAGAGACCGGAGGCCUCUCCGUUUGAGGUUCCGGCUGAUAAUACCACAGCACAGGCAAUGGAAUUGGAUCGACAGCGUGAGUUGCUUCAGCCACAGGAGAAUGCUGCACGAGACGCUACCCAAACAGCUUCAGUUAAAGUAAGGCUGGGUGGCAUGUGGGUGCCUAUGGAGCUCAUCAAACGUUUGCUGUCGUAUCCAGGUCUCCAUGUAGCCACAGUGCUGGAAGGUCCCGAAGCAUCCUUUUUCCUCGUGGCGUGUACACGCACGCAUAGCAACAUCCAAAACUCGUUCCGGGUACAAGCGAAAAAUUAG